CAUAUAACGUAUUAACACCACCAAUGACUCCCCGAGACCGAUUUACGGUGGUGGGGUUUUAGAGCGCGGAGGAGCACGGCGGUUGUGUCACUAUAUGCACUCAGCACUUUGUCCGAUUUCCGUCAAUCGUAUUUUUCGUUCUCUCUCUCUACAGAUUACGGUGUGAGUGUGUGUUCUGCAUGUAAAAAUGGAGACUCCAUCGUUAAGGGUCCGUCUGAAGUUCGGAGAUCGUUCGAUUCUUAGCAAACCACAGCGAUCGGAUGGGAUGAACAAAAGCUGGCUUCUGCUCAAAUUACAACAACAUCGAACUAUCUCCGAUGUCUGCACUCAUCUUCUCCACAUUUUCAAACUCCAUCGCUCUUGCCCUAAUGGGAUCCUACUUUCUAUGGAUGGCUUUGUGUUACCACCUUCCGAGUCAACUGAAAUCUUGAAAGAUAAGGAACUUAUCUGUGUUAAAAAGAAGGGUGGGGCAACACCUGAUGCAGACAAUUUGCUUGAUGAAGUGGAAGCUGAUGACUUGGAACCUGGAGAGAAUGGUUUGCUACUUUUAGCAAAUGAUAAAGGAACUGAAGAAGUCCAAAGUGAAUCUGAGGAGGUUGAUGAAGAACAGUCGCAAGAUGAAGAAGAUGAAGAACCAGUUUCUAAGAAAAGAAAAGCCUCCAUUAAACUUCAAAACUCGAAAAAUAAGAGACCCUGUUUGAGGGUGUUGGAUGAUGUUGAAAAUGAGGCUGAGACACAGGAAUUUGACAAUGAUAAGAAUGCUGAACAAGCAAAACAAGUGUCUGCUCCUGGUGGGAAAAAGAUGCCUAGUAGAAGUGCUAGAAGGAAAAAGGCUAAGAGACAAUGGAUGCAAGAACUGGCUAAAAUCUCAAAGAAGAAGCCACAACCCUAUUCAAAGCCUGUAGUAACUCCAGCUGAAAACAAGGAUGCUAAUGGUCGGCCUAAGGGACUACUACACUGGAAACAGGCUUCUAAAAAGCCUGUGCAUAAGAAUAGAGUAGAAGAAGCAAGCAAUCAGAAUGGGGAUGUGGCUGUUGUAAAAAGGCCAGGACAUAUUCGGUUUGAAAAUCUUGAUGAAGAUCAAACUGCAAUACAGACUGAAGUAUCAAAUGAAGCUUUUAGGUGGAAUGGUAGUAGUAAUGGAAAGAAAAAAGGUCAAAGAUGGGGUAGUAAUGGAAAGUUCUCAACCUCACGAAGGAAUGACACUAAAAGAAUAGACAAAAAAUCCUUCAAAAUGUCCAUUACAGAUAUGCAAGUACCCAUAAUUGACCCCAAUGAUUUCAGCAAGCUUCCUCCUUGUUGUUCACCAAAGGAAGGUGAUGUGAUUGCAUAUCGUCUCCUUGAGUUAUCUUCUUCAUGGAUCCCUGAGUUUUCAUCCUUCCGUGUUGGAAGAAUAUCAUAUUAUGAUGCGAGGGACAUUGUUCUGAUUCCAGUGCCAGAAUAUCCCAUUGUUACUGAUAAAACGGAUGAGAACAGGCCCAAUGAUUCUCUUUAUGGAGAAGAUGGUACUUUAGAGAUAAACUAUUCGGCUCUUCUUGAUGUCUGUUAUGUGAAGCAAUAUGAUCCAGAAGCUGCUAAGGAUAAGGAUAAGGAAGCAGUCACUAAUGGUGUUGAACAAGCUCCUGUAACUGUAACUGUAACUGAUGGCAAAGAUGCUGCAGAAAACUUGGUGUCCAACAGUAAUGACAACAACACAAAUGUCUCAAAAGACUCCAAUACAGGAGGAGAAGCAAACCCAUGGGAUCAUUUCAGCAAGGCAAACUCAAACACAGAAAUGUCAUUGCCAUUGCCAGAUGUCAAUCAUUCAAGCAUGGUAGUAAGUGGUGACCCUGGCCCAAGUGAUGUCCCAAAUGCUAAUAUAGCUGAGUGCUCUGAGAACAGAGACAAGGAGAAGGGUAGUAUGGGUAAUCCAUGGUUGAAUGCAGACAAGCCAGAUGCAUCUCAAGAGAAUCAAAGUUCAUUGACUGGUUGGACAAGUGGCAAAAAAGUAGAUUGUGGAGAAGGAAGUUCCUGGGGAAGGCCAUGGUCAUCUUUUACACCCUUGAGGGGUAGUUCAGUAAAUGUGCAAAGCAGAGGAAAUGAUUGGGGAGGCAGGGGAAGUUCUCGUGGCAAUGUGAGACCAUGGGCCCCACGUGGUCGAGGAGGUCGUGGCCGUGGUCGAGGUCGGAAUGCCUAA
This is a messenger RNA of Lactuca virosa, 2176 nucleotides long. The record is from the annotation of a GenBank genome assembly. NCBI's taxonomy places the organism in Eukaryota, Viridiplantae, Streptophyta, Magnoliopsida, Asterales, Asteraceae.